This is a messenger RNA of Cygnus atratus (black swan), 2010 nucleotides long. RefSeq names its product PHD finger protein 19 (gene PHF19). Gene Ontology annotation, molecular function: DNA binding; chromatin binding. Gene Ontology annotation, biological process: regulation of DNA-templated transcription; chromatin organization. The record is from RefSeq and is a predicted model, not a curated record. The transcript is spliced from 15 exons. The coding region runs from base 88 to 1848 and encodes 586 amino acids. Lineage: Eukaryota; Metazoa; Chordata; Aves; Anseriformes; Anatidae. Gene Ontology annotation, cellular component: nucleus.
CCGGCGGCCCCCGGGCGGGCGGGCGCUGACCCGGCCCGGCCCGGCGGCGGCGGCAGAGGGGCGGCGCGGCGCCGAGCGGUUCUGCUCAUGGAGAACGGCAAGCUGAACCCCAUCAUCCGCGAUGUCUACGCGGCCGCUGGCCGUGUCCAGCAAGCGCCGGCCUCCGCGCGGAGGGGCGGCAGCUGCAGGGAGCUCAUGGUCAAGCUGACGGAGGGGCAGUACGUGCUGUGCCGCUGGACCGAUGGGCUCUACUACCUCGGAAAGAUCAAAAGGGUCAGCGGCUCCAAGCAGAGCUGCCUCGUGACAUUUGAGGACAACUCCAAGUACUGGGUCCUCUGGAAGGACAUCCAGCAUGCCGGCGUCCCUGGGGAGGAGCCCAAGUGCAACAUCUGCCUGGGGAAGACGUCGGGGCCCAGGAACGAAAUCCUCAUCUGCGGGAAGUGUGGGCUGGGUUAUCACCAGCAGUGCCACGUCCCGGUGGCAAGCGGCGGUGAGGGCCCGCUGGGGACGCCGUGGUUCUGUCGCCGCUGCAUAUUUGCCCUGGCUGUGCGGAAGGGGGGUGCCCUGAAGAAGGGAGCCAUCGCCAAGACGCUGCAAGCCGUCAAGAUGGUGCUGUCCUACAACCCCGACCUGCUGGAGUGGGACUCCCCGCACCGGACCAACCAGCAGCAGUGCUACUGCUACUGCGGGGGCCCCGGCGAGUGGUACCUGAAGAUGCUGCAGUGCUACCGCUGCCGACAGUGGUUCCACGAAGCCUGCACCCAAUGCCUCAGCGACCCCAUGAUGUUCGGAGACCGGUUCUAUGUGUUUUUCUGCUCCGUGUGCAACCAGGGACCUGAAUACAUCAAGCGCCUGCCCUUGAGAUGGGUGGACGUCGUCCAUCUGGCCCUCUACAACCUGGGCGUGCAGAGCAAGAAGAAGUACUUCGACUUCGAGGAGAUCCUGGCCUUCGUGAACCACCACUGGGACCCUCUGCAGCUCGGAAAGCUCACCGGCACCCCCGUGUCCGAGCGAGGCCCCCACCUGCUCAACGCCCUCAACAGCUACAAGAGCAGGUUUCUCUGUGGGAAAGAAAUCAAAAAGAAGAAAUGCAUCUUUCGCCUGCGAAUCCGCGUCCCGCCAAACCCCCCCAGCAAGGUGCUGCCGGAGAAAGCCCCGGGGGCGGGCGAGAGCGGCUCGUGCGAGCUGAAGAAGAGAGGAAAGGGCAAAUACGUCCACAAAGAGAGCCUGCUUCCGCGGCAGCUCCAGCAGCAGAAGCGGCGAGCGGCGCGGCGGAAGCGGGCUAAGUUCCUGCUGGAGGACGCCAUCCCCAGUAGCGACUUCACCUCCGCCUGGAGCACAAACCAUCACCUGGCCAGCAUCUUUGACUUCACACUGGAUGAAAUUCAGAGCCUGAAGAGCGCCAGCUCGGGACAGACCUUCCUUUCGGACGUGGACUCCACAGACGCCGCCAGCACCUCAGGCUCGGCCACCACCAGCCUCUCCUACGAGUCCAGCCGGAGAACAGUGGGCAGCCGCAAGCGCAAGCUGGCCGUGCCGGCCUACACCUCGGCAGGGGCGAAGCGUCGAGGCGGGGAGGCGGGCGGGCGCCCGGCCGGGGGCACCCCCGAGGGCAGCGAGGCGGCCUGCGGCCCCGAGCGGCCGGACGAUGGCAUCGACAGCCACACCUUCGAGAGCAUCAGCGAGGACGACUCCUCGCUCUCGCACCUCAAGUCGUCCAUCAGCAGCUACUUCGGGGCGGCGGGCCGGCUGGUCUGCGGCGAGAAGUACCAGGUGCUGGCGCGGCGGGUGACGCUGGAGGGCAAGGUCCAGUACCUGGUGGAAUGGGAAGGCACGACCCCCUACUGAGCCCCCCAGCCCAGAUUCCUCUCCCGGACCAAACGUUGGAAGUCUGGGGCAUGGUGAAGCCCCUGGUGCGUUGCAGAGGAAGAGGCACUGGCACCACCAUGGCCGGGGUGGGCUCAGAGCCCCCUGUGUUUGGGGUCCCGGCUGCCCGGAGCCAUGAGGGGU